UGAUUCAAGUUUGGGUAUAAGUUUGGGGUUAAAAUCAAGUUGUGGGUUAGUUUUGGAAAAAACCCCUCAUAAAAUUCCAAAAUUUUUAAUGUAUUUUUAUUACAUGCGAUUAAUAUUAGAGUAAACAACAAUAUAAAUGGAUUAGCAAAAUUAGCAAGCGUCUUUAGAAUUCUAGUUACAAAAUUGGGGUAUACAAGAACUGAAGUCAUUUCAGACAACUUGAUCUUAAAGUGGAGUUUGUUAAAAAAAAUCUUAAAGUGGGAGUUAAUUAUAUAUGAAAGUAGAUUUGCAAAAGAAAAGCUGUUUUCUUACUUCAUGGAAUGGUAAACAAGAGUACGAAAAACUGUAAUGUGAAAUCUGGUGACCUUUUACGGCCACAAGUGACAAGGCUCACAAUACGAAUAUCUGAGGUUAUAAAAGCCAACUCUUUCUCUCAUCUUAGGCUCAAAGUAAGAGAGCAAUUCCACUUAAACUUAUUUGUAUCUUUCUGAAUAGAGAUAGAGUGAGACAAUGGGUGCUAGUACUUCUUCACCAACCCAGAGAUUUUCGCUGAACGACCUCCGUUUCAGGAGGCCACAUACACCUGGCGUCGAGUACGAGAUUUCUCCUUACAAAGUUAGUCCCUUAAUUGUGGAAAUGAAGAAAAAGAACCAGUGGAAAUCUCGGUUCAAUGCUCUCAAAGACACAGACAAGCUGCUGGUGAUCGAGUUCACGGCCAAAUGGUGUGGACCAUGUAAAUCACUUGAGGCGAAGCUUGAAGAAUUAGCGGCCAAGUACACUGAUGUUGAGUUCGUGAAGAUUGAUGUCGAUGUGCUAAAGAGCGUGUGGAAGGAGUACAACCUUCAUGCUUUGCCUACGGUUGUAUUCAUGAAGAGAGGUCAAGAAGUAGACAGAGUUGUUGGUCUGAAGCUUGAUGAGAUAGAGGGAAAGCUCCACAAAUACGCAUACUCCUUUUGAAAAAUAUGAAGCUUUAAGAAUCAAUGUCUUAUUAUUCCGUUGAGAUAGAUUUCUCAAGAUCUAUGUGUAGCAAGAAUUGAAAGAAGAUAUUCCUUUUUAUUAAUAUUCAAUAAUAAUGUCACGUCGUCUA
Messenger RNA from Brassica napus (rape), 1087 nucleotides. Its product is annotated as thioredoxin H8. NCBI's taxonomy places the organism in Eukaryota, Viridiplantae, Streptophyta, Magnoliopsida, Brassicales, Brassicaceae. The record is from RefSeq and is a predicted model, not a curated record. The coding region runs from base 511 to 957 and encodes 148 amino acids. The transcript is spliced from 3 exons.